UUCUUUAGAGCACACGUUCAUCCCUGAAGACAAGUAUGAAGUUUUUGCUUUUUCUAUACAUCUUAGGAGCUUGCUUAUCAGUACUAACACAUGCGGACGAAACAUCGGAGAAACGUUAUUACUGCAAUUCAAGACGACUUCAGUGUUUUGAGUACAACGGCUGGAGCCUCAUCACCCCCAUACUUUACUCUAGCAUAGAGGCUUGCAGGCAGAAUUGCCCUUGGUAUUGAAAUUGGCGACGCCUUGCUCGCCUGAUACUAAGCGACUUGCCUAGCCUACUGCGCACUAACGCGCGACCGAAAGAACGGUAAAUAAAUUAUGUGAU
Molecule: messenger RNA, 325 nt
Organism: Cylicocyclus nassatus
Lineage: Eukaryota; Metazoa; Nematoda; Chromadorea; Rhabditida; Strongylidae
Source: the annotation of a GenBank genome assembly